Messenger RNA from Polistes canadensis, 3066 nucleotides. Its product is annotated as low-density lipoprotein receptor-related protein 2-like. Gene Ontology annotation, molecular function: protein binding. The coding region runs from base 782 to 3028 and encodes 748 amino acids. The transcript has 10 exons. The record is from RefSeq and is a predicted model, not a curated record. Lineage: Eukaryota; Metazoa; Arthropoda; Insecta; Hymenoptera; Vespidae. Gene Ontology annotation, cellular component: plasma membrane.
GUUGCUUAGUAAUUGGAUCUCCCACGCUGUCUUCGUCAUUGGAUUGAGCGUAUUUGAUUGGUUGCUGUGCUCUGUUACGGGACGGAUAGACUUCGGCGAAGUCGUCAGACAUCGUAAUCGUUCGCGCAGCUUGCAGUAACGCGGCGUGAGUGCGUGAGUAAACUUAAAGUAAGUAAGUAAGUUAUGUUGUAUAAUACGUGUGUCGAGUUGCACGUGAGAAAGAGAUAAAGAGUGAGAGAAAGAAAGAAAGAAAGAGAGAGAGAGAAAAAACAAGGACAUGUGUCACGGUACGAAAAAAGGGCGCGCUUACGAAAUCUAAAGUAUUUCGUGUGAAUACUAAUGAAAUGAUAUGAAGAUAUUUAACGUGAACGAUCAUUGGAUUUCUUUACGGACUUACCAAGAAGAAGCAUUGAAUUCUAAUAAUGUCAUGAUUUUCUUUGGUGCAACAAGAAGAUGGUAUCAAUUUCGAAAAAGAUGAGAGUUUUAUAAAAAUUAAUACAAAGGUAUAUUCAUAUAAGAGAGUAUAAAAGAGAUAUAAGAGAGAAGGGUUAUUUGAAAGAUAUCCGUAGAAGAACGCUCGGUUAUUAUAACCGACCGAAUGACUUACGGUUGUGUGCAUGCCAGUGACGUGUAGUCAUCGUUCAAUGGUUGAUGGCGAUAGCCCUUCGCUUGUGGACCCUAUACUUAGUAGAUAAUCGACGCAAUAUACUGCACUUAUUAGCGUUAUAAUAAGGCGAAUGUUGAAUCGGAAGAAAUUUUCAAGCUUUAUCUUCUUUUGUUCAUGGAGAAUCAAGGAUUCGAAGGAGAACAAUAUCGCAAUAAUGGAAACAAUGGUUCUCUCAUUAACACUGAUUCCGGAAUACAUCCUGAUGUUCACGUUUACGAGGACAUCGGUCCAAGUAGCGAAGAAUUUUGUAGAAUUUCUUCCGGGUUCUCGGAAGAAUCAACUCAUUCUAGAAUAGAACAAAAUGCUCGUUCAUUUCGAACUUCGAAUUUUCUUAACGAUACGAUUGAAGGAAUCCAAUCGGAUUCUUCUCAGUCGAUUUAUUUCCAACGAAAUUUAACGUUGCCGUUUCGUCGAGGACUUUCAUCCACAACGUCAAAUCCUUCCACAAGUUAUUCCAUUUGGGAAAAGAGAUGGAAAAGUAGCAAAGAAAGAAAAGACCGUUCGUUUGAUAAAAAUUGUUCUGAUAAUUCAGAUAAUGGGAAUACAAAUUGUGCGUUAUCGAGGCUGCAAGAAGAGGAUUAUAUCAGAGCAAGUGAAAGACGCAGGAGAAAGGAUUGCAAACAUUGUAGAAACAAAGGGAACUUUGUUAAUUCUGAAAGUCAAGAAAUAAUAAACGAUCGGAUAAGUAGAGAAUUAUCAAAUUCGUGUCUACAAACGGAAACAAUUCUUUCACAGCGGAAUGACAAGUUUCUUCCGCUUUGUCAUUCGUUGAGCAAGACUACAGAAGAAUCUGAAGAGUCUGUAGGACAAAAUUCUUCUUCCAUUACGAUAUUUUCGAUCUCCGAGAAGGUUCAACAACAGCAACAACUACUACAGCAGCAGCAACAUCAUCAUCAUCAUCAUCAUCAUCAUCAUCAUGAACAGCAGCAGCAGCAGCAGGAGCACUUACCAUCAAGAACACUCGAGUACCUGCAGUACGAUAGAAACGACGUUGAGACUAAGCUCGCCCACGUGGUUGAGACCAACGAAGACAAGGCACUCAUUAUAUCGAAGAGUAGUCAACCAAGUAUGAGAAUAAAUUCGAUUUACACCCAAGAUCAUUGGUAUGCCAAGGAAGCUCCUGUUUUUUACACCGAUCUCAAAGAACCAAUUGCUUUUCAGAGGGCUUAUUCCCUCCCAGUACGAAUGCAAACUCCUACUUCACAAAAUCGAGUUAACUUGCGAAGAAGUGUCCGAGGUGAACCACCACCGGAUCCAGCAAGACUUCACAAAAGUCAUCGUGGAUGGACUUUACAUCUUGCAAGGCCAUUAGAAGGAUCUGGUUGUAACAGAUCUUUGAUCUUCUUAUUGGUUCUUAUAUUGAUACUUCUUGGAGUAGGUGCUGCUGCACUUUAUAUCGUCUUCGAACCACAAAAAUUGCAAAUUAUUCAAUUGUAUUUAAAAUCAUCGACUGGUGGAAAUUCAUCAUUGCAAAACGUCACGUCUGAUGAAUCAUUCAAUCAAGUUUUCUCAAACGAGUCGAAUAAAAUCGACUCGUCGACUACGAGAACAACUACGAGUACCGCUCAAAUGGCCGAUGUAUUUUUAAACGUAGAUUUAUCGUUCCCCGAUGAUACUUCAUCCUCGGUGAUCACGAAAACGGAAACGGAAGCAUUCAACGUUGAUCAUGCGAAUACUAAUUCUACGAGAUAUUGCGAUGACUGCUUAAGUGGAGAGGUCUGCGUUGGUUUGGUCGAUGAAGAAGUACCUAUUUGUAGAAUCGGCUUGGAUCCUGAUGAUCCAACAGGAUGUGCUGGUCUGUGUCUUAUAAACAAGCAGAGAUGUCAUCGUCUUGACGUCGAUGCUUUUAGAUGCGUUGAGAUAGAGCAUUACUGUUUGGACGACGAGUGGACUUGUUUGAAUACACUUUGUAUUCCCAUGGAAAAACGUUGCGAUGGUCAUAUGAAUUGUUACGAUCAUUCGGACGAGUACAAUUGCGUUUGCGAUUCGGAGACGCAUUUUCAAUGCGGCAAUGAUACUUCUUGCCUUCCAUUGGAAAGGAGGUGCGAUGGUAGAAUAGAUUGUUGGGAUGCUAGCGAUGAAAUUAAUUGCACAUUAGGUCAUAAUCUUGGUCGGUCUUGCCCAUUGGAUAGCGAGUUUACGUGCAGUAACGGGCAAUGUAUAUUAAGGGCUCGAUUUUGUGAUGGUUUGGUUGAUUGCACCGAUGGAUCGGACGAACCACAUGGAUGCGAGGGUCGAUGCAAUAAGCACGAAUUCACGUGCCAAAAUAGUAGAUGCAUUGCAAAGGGAGCAAAAUGCAAUGGAAUGGACGAUUGCGGUGACAAUAGUGACGAAAGGCACUGUAAAGAUCAUAUUAUCUAAUAUUUAUAAACAAAUAAAAGUAUUUGCAAUGAGAAAGA